Molecule: messenger RNA, 594 nt
Organism: Rhizophagus irregularis DAOM 181602=DAOM 197198
Lineage: Eukaryota; Fungi; Glomeromycota; Glomeromycetes; Glomerales; Glomeraceae
Source: RefSeq, a predicted model, not a curated record
AUGAAUUUUAUUCAGAUUCAAGCAUAUGCUGGUUUUUGGUUUGGAGCAGUAGUGAUGGUAAGGCAAAUAGAUAUGAGCAGGAGAGAAUGGGAUAAAUGGAUAUGCAUUUUAUUAUUUAUAUCUAGAGCCGCAUUUUUGACUCCAUACCUACUAAUUUCUACACAAGUUACUUUCAUGUAUAUUCCUGAAAGUGAAACGCUUAUUUGUAAUCUCAUUGUAACUAGAAUGGCCCCUUUACAUAGUUGGAGAUCUGUCGUGGAAUUUUUAGCUGAUAUAUAUGUGACCGCACUAUCAGAUAUAACUUUAAAAUGCAUAGUAAUCAUUUGGUUAUCUUAUGUAAUCACCAUUGAUGCUGAAAUUGUUCAUGCUAUUGAGGGUAAAGGUCAAAAGAAUGAAUUGUUAGUUCAAACCUCUAUUUUAUCCUUUAGCGAUCAAACCUACAGUCAGAUUGUUGAUAAUGAUAGAAUAAUAGUUGUGUCAUUCUUUGAAUUGGCAAGCAUUGUAAUGGGAGAUGAGGAUGAUGAUAAUGAUGAGAACUAUGAGAGAAUGAUGAGAAUACUAAAAAUAAUGACCGAAAAAUCAAUGGCAUAUUAA